Molecule: messenger RNA, 876 nt
Organism: Acipenser ruthenus (sterlet)
Lineage: Eukaryota; Metazoa; Chordata; Actinopteri; Acipenseriformes; Acipenseridae
Product: mesoderm posterior protein 2-like
Exons: 2
Coding region: 196-876 (226 amino acids)
Biological process (GO): heart morphogenesis; mesoderm formation; regulation of transcription by RNA polymerase II
Cellular component (GO): nucleus
Molecular function (GO): protein dimerization activity; RNA polymerase II cis-regulatory region sequence-specific DNA binding; DNA-binding transcription factor activity, RNA polymerase II-specific
Source: RefSeq, a predicted model, not a curated record
CCUCACACUUUGAUUCUGGGAAACUCACUUCAGGGACCCCCUGCCUUCCCCGUGCUCUCUCCUCUGCUGCUUUGAUGUCCUGAUCCGGCCUGUGAAGGUGUAACUUGGCACCUCUCAAUCCAUGAUAAAUUGAGGAGCUGCACAGCUUCCCUCAGUAUAUCCACCAGCAUUGCCAGUAACAGAGACACUGCAGCCAUGGACUCCACUGCCUCUCAGCUCCUGCUCCAGAACCACAGGACAGUCCUGGUCUACGAUGCUCUGCUUGAGCAAGCCUGCGGCAGGUCAGACUCUGGCUACUACAGCAGCAGCAGCAGCCUCUCACCGGCCUCUUCCAUCGACUCCUGCUGCCUUUCUCCUCCGUCUCUACAAUGUGGGGCGAGGCAGGAAGCCUAUGACUGUGACACUCACUUUGGCAGCCAGGUUUACCCACAACAGAGCCUCCUUCUCCCGGUUCAGACCAAGAGAAGGUCCCGGUCCAAGUACCCUGGGAAGAAGCGGCAGAGCGCCAGCGACAGAGAGAAGCUGAGGAUGAGGGACCUGACCAAAGCUCUUCACCACCUGAGAACCUACCUGCCCCCUUCCGUGGCUCCAGCAGGACAGACCCUGACCAAAAUCGAGACCCUUCGCCUGACCAUCCGUUACAUCUCCCACCUGUCCGAGCAGCUGGGGCUGAGCGAGGAGAUCCCGUCCCAGAGAAGAGGGGCUGACAGAUCCGAGGGACCCCAGGAAGACAUCCAGCUCCAAGACUGCUGGCAUUCAAACCAGCCCCAGCAGCCUGAUGGCAAUAGUUACAACAGCAACAGCUGCCUCUUCACAGAAAGCGUUCCAGUGGAGUGCUGGGCUCCACAGCAGCUGUUUCAUUCUGGACGGUGCUGA